This is a messenger RNA of Vitis riparia (riverbank grape), 519 nucleotides long. RefSeq lists its product as uncharacterized. The coding region runs from base 45 to 338 and encodes 97 amino acids. NCBI's taxonomy places the organism in Eukaryota, Viridiplantae, Streptophyta, Magnoliopsida, Vitales, Vitaceae. The record is from RefSeq and is a predicted model, not a curated record. The transcript has a single exon.
UACACCAUUCCAAAUUCGAAUACUCGUCACCAUCAUCAUCAGCCAUGGGGCUUCUAUCUUGGUGGAAACCCUCCCAAAAACCCACCUCCGAAACCAAAAAACCCGAUCCGAAACCCGGUUCUCCUCCCGAAAUUCCCGGCAUGAACGGCGCCGUUGAGGUUCCGAGGCCACAGGCUACGCCAGAUGUGACGGUUUUCGAAUUCGGGUCGGUCGCAGCCUCGUCCGACAAGGUGACGCUCGCCGGGUACUGCCCGGUUUCCGACGAUCUGGAGCCGUGCCGGUGGGAGAUUUUACCGGCGAGUGGCUCUGACGCGCCGCAGUUUCGGGUAGUGUUCUGAAGAAAAAAGGAAACGGAUUGUAAGGAACUACCGAACUAGAAAACACUCUUUUGGAGUUUGAUUAUGUGAAAUCUGAAAAGGGUUUUGUUUAAUCCCUUAAACUUACAAAAAGGAAAAAGAAAAAAGACUCUAAUUCUGUUCGAAACUUAGCAUUGUUUAAUGAAUUUUUUUCUUUAUUCUA